GAGCCCACUUGCAACCAGCCAAUCGCCGCGAUAUUUCGGAGCGCUUGUCAAUUGCGUGCCUGCGCCAUGGGCGGGCGUUUUGGUUUGGGCCUAGUGGCCCUGGCCGCGGCGGAGCUCAGUCCUAUCUCCAUUGACCCUACUGGGCAUUUCGUGGACAGCGAUGGUCGCGUGCGCAUCUUCCAUGGGGUGAACGCGGUUUAUAAGGAAUCCCCCUGGCUGCCGCGCGGCGACGCCUUCAGCGCGGAGGACUCCCUGGAUGCCGAGACCAUGGACCUGCUGCAGGAGUGGGGUUUCAACGUGGUGCGCUUGGGCGUGAUGUGGCCUGGGGUGGAGCCGGCGCCUGGACGCCUGGAUGCCGGCUAUCUCAAGAACGUGAGCCGCAUCUCGCGGGAGCUCGCCGAGCGUGGCGUCUAUACCUUGGCCGAUCUGCACCAGGAUUUGGGCUCGCGCUACUUCUGCGGAGAAGGAGUGCCGGAGGCCUAUGUCGAGGAGCUGUUCCGAAAUCCUGGUAGCCGCAUGGCGCAGGUCGGGGCCUUCCCGGCGCCCUUCGCGCCGCUGCCGAAGAACGCCUCGCAGUUCCCGGAGCUCCCGGCGUGCCUCCAGAGGCUCUUCAGCGAGUACUACAGCACCUACCAAGUGGGGGCCCUCUUCGACGAGCUGUACAGACCAGGCUCCAGGCUGCACGAGGGCUUCUUGCGCUUUUGGUCCGCGGUGGCAAAGGAGCUCAAGGACCUGCCGCAGGUCCUGGGCUACGAGCUGCUGAACGAGCCCUCGGGCACCUGCCUCCAGGACAACACCGAGCUGGGCUGCAAGAUGUCUGGCGAGUCCAUGCCAAUCCGUUUUGACAACAAGGUGGAGGCGGAGCUCUUGACGCCCCUCUACCAGGCAGCCGCGGAGAAGAUCCGCGCGGAGGGCGCCCAGCAGGUGAUCUUCUACGAGGCCACGGUGUGGCCCAAGCUCGGGGCGGAGGUCUUCCCAGCUCCGGCGCUGGGCGCCGACCCCCAGCAAGCGCUGGCCUACCACAUCUACUGCGCUCCAGGCGACGGCAAGAGCCUCCCCGCGGGGCUCUUGUGCGACGCGGCGCAGCAGAUCUUUGAGCACACCUACUUCCCCUUCCUCGAGAAGCACCGCCUCGCCGGCUUCAUGACGGAGUUCGGGGCCGUGGCGGGCAACGCCAAGGAGCUGACGCACCUCAGCAAUCUCCUGCGGGCCGCCGACGCGCACUGGCAGAGCUGGACCUAUUGGCAGCUCAAGAAGUUCAAAGACUUCACCACCGCGAAUUCUGGGGAGUCCAUGUUCAUGAAGGACGGCAAAGUGGAGGUCGACAAGCUCCGCACGCUCACGCGCAGCUACGCGCCGGCCAUCGCCGGGCGCCCGCUGCGCAUGGACUUCGACAGCGGCACGCGGAUCUUCGAGCUGGAUUUCAUGGUCUCCGUGGAGGCGCCCACUGAGAUCUACAUCAACGAGGCUCUGCACUACCCGGCCGGGUAUGCCCUCAAUGUGCUUCCACCAAAUUGCCUCAAGGAGCUGCCGAAGGUGAAGAACUUAGUCCGCCUCGCUUUGGCGGACAACGCCUGCUUGGGCAAGGUGAUGGAAGUGAGGAUUCAGCCGGAGCGCAGCAUGCUGGUGUGAAAUUCGCGAGACUAGAGCGCCAAAGCGCGCCGUCCAAGCGCGAAAGCCACGUGGCAAAUGUGGACAAAGAAUGCCGCUCUGGAGCCAGGCUUCCAACUUUUUGUUUUUUUGAUUUCCC
Messenger RNA from Effrenium voratum, 1750 nucleotides. The record is from the annotation of a GenBank genome assembly. Lineage: Eukaryota; Dinophyceae; Suessiales; Symbiodiniaceae.